AUGGCGCAGCGGCAGGGCGCUGCCAUCGACCGAGAUGAGAUCAUUAGACGGCGGUUCGACACGCAGGCCGCCUCGGUCAGGGGCCCCGGUGCGAUCAAGCGCUUGCUGAGGUCCUUCCUGGACAUGUCAGCCGCCGCGCAGGCGGGCGACCAGGCCCGUCUCGCCGAGGCCGGCAACCGCACGGUCCGCGAAGUGUGGCACUGGGAGGAGGACGCAAAGCGCCGCGCGAUCACGUCCACGGCGACCGAGCGCGAGCUCGAGCACUACAGGACGCUCAAGGAGGAGAAGGAGGCCGCCGUGCAGGCCGUGCGCGCGACCGUGGCCACCAGGAAGCGCGACCUCGAGGAGGCGCAGGCGUGGCGCCAGCGGCAGGAGGAGUACGAGGCGAAGCGGAAGAAGAUCGUCGCGGUGCCGGGGAGGGCGUCGACGAUCAAGAAGAUCCAGGACACACACGCGAAGAUCGACGCGAUCCGGCAGCGCGAGCUCGCGGUGGAGGCCGCUAUCGCGUUGCGCAAGCGGCAAGUGCAGCUGCUUGUGGCUGCGGCUGCGGACCUGCGGCGGUCGGUGGAGGAGGACGACCUGGUCGUGUCGAUGGACGAGGCGGCGCUCGAGCGCCUGCGCGUCUCGAGGGUCAGCGGAACGUGCGUGCGCUGGCGGGGGAGAACGACGCGGAGGAGGGCGAGGCGGACGGCGGCGGCGAGGGCCGCACGGAGGAGGCGCGGGGCGACGCGGGCGACGCCGAGGCGGGGGGGGCUGGUGGUGAACGGUCAGAGCAGCAGCAGACGCGGUCCGGGCAGGACACUCGCGGGGGCAGUCAGGCCGGGGAGAUGGAGGAGGGCGAGCUCUAGCCGUCGCUGUGAGGUCGUGCUGACUGCUGCUCGCUGA
Molecule: messenger RNA, 885 nt
Organism: Pedinophyceae sp. YPF-701
Lineage: Eukaryota; Viridiplantae; Chlorophyta; Pedinophyceae
Source: the annotation of a GenBank genome assembly